AUUGGGCGGAGUGCGAGAGAAUGUCAGGCAGCGAACAAGAGCGAACAACAAAGUCAGGGGCGGAGGAGCAGUCGCUGAGGGUAGCCGUAGCCAUUUCUCUUCUCCGAUCAAAGCUUCUUCAAAAGCAGCAAAAGCAGCAGCCUCCUCCUCCUCCUGUUGAUCAAUCCGACGCUCUCCGAUGGAAGCGAAAGGCUAAGGAGCGAAAGCAAGAGCUUUUGAGACUCCGACAAGAUCUCAACGAAGCUGAAGAUGCUUCGCAGUGCGACUUGUUCCCGCAAAGCGCUUCUUGCAAGUGUUAUUUCUUUGAUAAUUUGGGGAAACUAAGCCCUAAUAAGCGGCUUCCAGAUCCUUCUCAGUGCAGAUUCAAUGAUGUCUUGCGACGCAGAUUUCUCAGACAUGUACGUUUUAAGGAAAGGAGAAGAAGAAGUUGUUCAUCCCAGCGACGCCAUUUUGCAGACAUAAACAGUGAAGAUGAAAUGGAGCAGCUUAGGGCCUCAGUCGAUUUUCUUGUUGAGCUCUGUGAAACCGGUUCUCCUGUGGAGGAGACCAAUGUGGCAAAUUGGUCACACCAAGCUGCAGACUUUAUUUUAGCUUCAAUGAAGAACCUGUUAUCAGUGGCAAUGAAUGUGGAACUCAUAGAAGGAAUUAUCAGCAGCUUAAUCACGCGUUUGGUUAGAAGGAUGUGUUGCCCCUUGCAAGGAAACGCAUCAAAACACUCUGAAACUGAUGCUCAGUUUUUCGUUCAGCACUUGAUCCGAAAGCUUGGAAGUGAGCCCUACAUUGGUCAACGUGCAUUAUUCUUAGUAUCUCAGAGAAUCUCUGUUCUUGCAGAGAAUUUCCUUUUCGCAGAUCCAUUUGAUGAUGCUUUUACAAAUAUGCAUCAAUGCAUGUUCAUGCUGAUCCAGCUUACAGAGUUUUUGGUAUCCGAUUACCUAUCAGAAUGGUCAAAGGAUCAAGGUUUUGACACCAUGGUCUUCGAAGAGUGGGUAGCAUCAAUGGUUCACGCACGCAAGGCAUUACAAGUUUUGGAAAGCAGAAAUGGGGUCUAUGUGUUAUACAUGGAACGAGUCAUAGGUGAGUUGGCAAGGCAUGUGGGCCUAAAUAUGUCCCUGCACAACCUCAAACGCGAAAUUCUUGAUAGCCUGUUGUUCCACCACUGACUGCCCCCAAUUCUUCUUUCUUUCUUAUACUCUUGAGUAUGAGACUCAUUCUAAAACGAACAAAUCAUGAUUUCCGAUUCGACCGAAUUUUUGUACAUAUCUUUUUUGGGUUUCCAAAUCCUAUUUUUUAAUACAAAUACAA
This is a messenger RNA of Prunus mume (Japanese apricot), 1302 nucleotides long. Lineage: Eukaryota; Viridiplantae; Streptophyta; Magnoliopsida; Rosales; Rosaceae. The record is from RefSeq and is a predicted model, not a curated record.